GUCUUUUUAAACCCGCAUUUUCUCUUUAUUAUCUAUAUUUUGUGAGCUUUUUUUAUGUUGUCUAUUGGUGAUUCAGAUUUUUUUACCACAAAACUCUUAGAUUAUUUAUCUUUCAAUGUUAAACUUUUGUUUGCAAUUUGUCAUCUAUCAUACAUCAUGUUAUAUUACACAAAUUUAGAUAUUACAACAACACUAAUAGUCAGGAAAAUUUGAUCCAAAAUAUUGUCCAAACGAAUUUUAUGUAACCGAAGAUGGUUGUUGAUGUUUUAAUAUAUUUUUCGUACGAUUCUUUCUUGUUCAGAUAGAAUGUAUUCACGAGUAUUAAUAUCAUCGAUAGAAGUUAAGUUUUUUUCAUAAUAUUUUAUUUUCUUCAUUUACUUGCGUGUUCACAUCUAAUUUAUUUACAAGUAAUAAUAUCAAUGAUUUCAACAAUUUUUAGUUUGUAGUUUACAAAUUAAAAAUAAAGAGAGUCAUUUUGUACUUCAAAAUCCACUAGCUGAUCAUAUAUGCAUUACAAAAAUAAUGUUUUAGAAUAAUAUGGUAUUUUGCUUGAAGUUUAAUAUUAAUUAUGUUAUUUCUAUUUAAAAUUUUAUUAAUUAAUAUUGUUGUAAUAUUUUUAUAUAUGUGCUAAUUAUUUAUAAAAGUUUUAUGAAUUUAAAUUAAUUAUGAAAAAUAAAUAAAAAGACCAUACUAUAAAAUAAAAAUAGUUUUGAAGUUAGUUUGAAGUUUUUGGAGAAGAACACCUUUAAUUUUCAAAUAUAGAGUUUUAGAAACUUCAAAAUAGAGUAUCUUUUUGGAGAUGAUUUUACAGAGAUCUAAAGGCAUUAACAAGUUAGAGAGAUGUAUAUUUUUUCUACAACUGCUGAAAUAUACAAUAUACAGCAGAAUAGUUUGUUAUUAGAUAAAGUAGUCUCUAAUGUUCAAACACUACUAAAAAAAUAUCUUGAACUACUCACACUCAUAAUUCCUUACUGCUUUGCUUCGCCUUAUAAGAACUCACCAAAACUCUCUCGCCUUAUAAGAGCUCACCAAAACUCUCUCGGCUAAAAACUCUUUCAAUAUGUUAAUCGACACAUUCAAUAUAUACACCCUCUUUAUAUUUAAAGGUAAACCAUAAACCUAAAGAUUUACAAAUCUUGAAAUUUUCUUUGAUCUUCAACAAAUAAGUCAAUUUCCUUUUUUUUGUGAAAGGUCGAUUACAUGAGUUAGACCACUUAACUGAUUCCACUUCCGGUUACAAUAGUACAUACGACACCAAGCAAGGGAAUGACUAGACCUGGAGUGAAAGGCCACUGCUUUUUUCCGUUCUGGUGGUGUUGACGAAUUUCAUAUUCAUAACCACAAAACCUUUUCUACAAACCGCUAUAAAACCAAACAUGAUUAAAAGUUUAGAACCAAACCGAAAGACAAGAAAUGACUUUGACAAGAAGGAACUACAGAAACUCCAUAAUUAUUAUAAAUCUAAACCAUUUACUUAGUAUAUAAUAUCUCAAAAUCAUAUUUUGUUAUUUUUAAAAAUUAUUAAAUAUGGUAAAAAGUACAGGUGUAUAAUUUUAAAUUAACACUUGUUUUCCAAUGCCCAAAGCUCUUUAUAUAGAGUAAUAAGAGUUGAAAUAAUUUAUUAUAUAUAGAUAACAAGGGUAUAAAAGUAUUUUUCCACUUAAUGAAGAAGAUAUUUUUGAAAAUGUCCCUUUAGUGGUGGUAAAAAUGAAAAGUGGUACCAUGAAAGUGGUAAACAUAAAAUAUCCCCAUUAUAAGAUACAUCUUUAGACAUUUUCACAACCUCUUAAACUCAUUACAUUUUUAAAUGAAAAACACAUAAUUAUGAAAAGAUGCAUCCUUAAACAUUUCGACAACUUAUUUUCACUUAGUGUAAUUUUUAAUAGACAUCCUUUCAUAUUUUUGGAUUCCUAUUAUUAAUAGAAAACAUGAAAUUUAUGAAAAUACACAUUAAACUCAUGUAGUUUUUUUCUUUCUAAAAUACACAACAAAAUAAUAACUAGAUUUAUAUGUGAUUUAUAUGCUUUUUGUGUAGAAAAAAUUGUUGAAAUUAACUAUCUAAUGUAACUUAUUAGUUACCUUUUCAAAAGGAAUUUACUUUGAAAACUAUUAAUUGAUUAUUUGCGUAGAAAAUGUUAUCAAAUGCAACAUUUUAGUUAUUAUUGAAAUAUUUUUGAAUAAAUUUAUACUUAUGCAUUGAUUGGUAGAGCUGAUAAUAAAGCAGUAGCAGUAAACUAUAUAAGCAGUAUGAUUCAUAAACAAUAUGAUAUAGAUGCAAUAAGCUCUUAUUUAUGUAUUUAAUAAUUUGAUUGGUAGAGAAGUAAAAGAUUCAUAUAUAAAAUUAAUAUAUGGUAUAGUGUUAAACACAUUUUGUUGGACCGCCUAAUAGCCUCGUCAUACUUUUUAUCUUUUCUGAGUUCAGCAGUCAAAACAUCUACAAUCUCAAGCAAAUACUGUGUAUCGCUUCUCGCAUAUCGCAACAUAAUUUGUGAGAAUGGUCGUUUCGUCCAGCCUUGAAGCUUCAAUGAAAAGUUUGGCAUAUAUAAGAAAGAAGAGACUGUACAAAAAAAACACACACACACACAAAAGUACACUCACAUGUAUUACUUGUCCGUGUCUACUUUGCAAAUAGUUUGCAAUAAACCCUUCAGUGACUUUUGAGGCUUUUCCUAUACCAAACAAACCUGUAAAAACCAAUUUAGAAAACAAAGAAACAACAUAGAUGCAUACAUUAUUUACCGAAUAAAUAAUGUGAAGGUAUCAAAGAUAUUGGAAAAAUAGAUAUGGAAAUCCCUUUGCAGCCAAGUAACAUCAUUUUGAGCCCCAUGAAACACCAAGAAGCACAAAUCACACAUUUAAUAUUCAAAUAAGCAUAAUUGGGGUUAGAUUAUUUGACAAGAUAUAUGAUAUAUCUGACGUUAUGAAAUAUCUGAAGAAAGAUUACCUUGCAAAUCCUAAGAUCAAAGAAAACAUGACGAAGAAGGGCCGUUUCAUCAUGAAGUGCAAUUGCACCCACUAAAUAAUCCUAUUCUCUUGAAGAAAUCUUCAAAUUUCAGAGAAAUAUCAAACAUCAAAGUUAAAAAUUAAAUAGAACGGAAUUUGUAAAUAUUAACUAAGAGUUUAAUUAACAGCAUCAAAACCUCCAAGUAUCUAUUAUUAUAAAAAAGAAUUAUCUCUCUCCCGGUGAAGCCACCUCAACAUCCAAGUCACAAAGUCGAGCUUUGAGGAGCCAACACGUAUCCUCCUACAACAAAACUCUGCUUUUCAUUAACUUUUCCAUUUAUAUUCUGAGAGGGUUUUUAAUGGGCUUCGAGUGUGGUCAUGUGUUUUAAUUAUUCAAAAGCUUCAAUUGGGCUCUGAUUUAGAUAUUAUGUAAUCUGUAGACAAUGUCUCUUUUUGGAGACUCCGCCGUCUCAAAAAAAAAAUCUCAAACAAGUAAAAAAUUCUGAAAACGUAACGUUCUUAGUCUGAAUUGAAUCGUCACCUUCAACGGACUCAUUGACAAGUUUUCCACUCCGCAUGAAGUGCAAUUGCACCCACUAAAUAAUCAUCUUCUCUUGAAGAGCUGAUAAUAAAGCAGUAGCAGUAAGCUAUAUAAGCAGUAUGAUUUAUGAUAUAGAUGCAAUAAGCUCUUAUUUAUGUAUUUAAUAAUUUGAUUGGUAGAGAAGUAAAAGAUUCAUAUAUAAAAUUAAUAUAUGGUAUAGUGUUAAACACAUUUUGUUGGACCGCCUAAUAGCCUCGUCAUACUUUUUAUCUUUUCUGAGUUCAGCAGUCAAAACAUCUACAAUCUCAAGCAAAUACUGUGUAUCGCUUCUCGCAUAUCGCAACAUAAUUUGUGAGAAUGGUCGUUUUGUCCAGCCUUGAAGCUGCAAUGAAAAGUUUGGCAUAUAUAAGAAAGAAGAGACUGCACAAAAAAAACACACACACACACAAAAGUACACAUGUAUUACUUGUCCGUGUCUACUUUGCAAAUAGUUUGCAGUAAACUCUUCAAUGACUUUUGAGACUUUUCCUAUACCAAACAAACCUGUAAAAAUCAAUUUAGAAAAUAAAGAAACAACAUAGAUGCAUACAUUAUUUACCGAAUAAAUAAUAAACACUAAAAGUGUAUACUGUGUAGGUAUCAAAGAUAUUGGCCAAAUAGAUAUGGAAAUCCCUUUGCAACCAAGUAACAUCAUUUUGAGCCCCAUGAAACACCAAGAAGCACAAAUCACACAUUUAAUAUUCAAAUAAGCAUAAUUGAGGUUAGAUUAUUUGACAAGAUAUAUGAUAUAUCUGACGUUAUGAAAUAUCUGAAGAAAGAUUACCUUGCAAAUCCUAAGAUCAAAGAAAACAUGACGAAGAAGGACCGUUUCAUCAUGAAGUGCAAUUGCACCCACUAAAUAAUCCUCUUCUCUUGAAGAAAUCUUCAAAUUUCAGAGAAAUAUCAAACAUCAAAGUUAAAAAUUAAAUAGAACGGAAUUUGUAAAUAUUAACUAAGAGUUUAAUUAACGGCAUCAAAACCUCCAAGUAUCUAUUAUUAUAAAAAAGAAUUAUCUCUCUCCCAGUGAAGCCACCUCAACAUCCAAGUCACAAAGUCGAGCUUUGAGGAGCCAACACGUAUCCUUCUACAACAAAACUCUCCUUUUCAUUAACUUUUCCAUUUAUAUUCUGAGAGGGUUUUUAAUGGGCUUCGAGUGUGGUCAUGUGUUUUAAUUAUUCAAAAGCUUCAAUUGGGCUCUGAUUUAGAUAUUAUGUAAUCUGUAGACAAUGUCUCUUUUUGGAGACUCCGCCGUCUCAAAAAAAAAAAAAUCUCAAACAGGUAAAAAAUUCUGAAAUCGUAACGUUCUUAGUCUGAAUUGAAUCGUCACCUUCAACGGACUCAUUGACAAGUUUUCCACUCUGCACACGGAAUCAUUGAAUGCAGACCCCUUUACUUCUUUUCUCAGGAUCUUUGACUAUAAAAAGACAUGUCAUAUAUCUUGGAUUUCAAUCAGUACUAUCUUCUCAAUCAUUAGCUUUUGAUAACAAUGAUUUCGAUUUUGGUUUCUAGGAAAUGAUUUCAAUUUUGGUUUUGUUUGUUAACUUGAUUUACAUUUUUUCAUGUAUAGAUUAUCAAUUUUUUUAUUCCUAAGUUUUGUGUAUCGGUGAUGAUUUAGAUGUUGAUUUUUUUGUUUAUUAUGUUUGUUGAUUUUGUUUCAGUUUGUUGAUCCGUUUGAUUGCUCCUUUUAAUUAAUUUAGUCUAGAUUUAAACUUUAUUUUCCUCUCCUCUUCUCUAUCUCUACAAACACAACGAUCUUCAUCGAUGUAAUUUUUCACCGUAGAUUUCCUACAUGAUUAUAUUUUUAAUUCCUCUUUACUAUGUGUGUGCGUUCUGUUUUGGGUGAUAUUUUUUGCUAGUGAUUUCUCUCGUAGCUGCAACUUGUUUUUUGCAAACCAAGGCAGCUGGAGUUUACUGUAGCAACUCUUACACACGAUGUUACCGCAAGUACAUUCAAUGUCCAGAGGAAUGACCAAGCACAACCGCCAUGAACUCUAACAACAAAGUAUGCUACGCCGAUUGCGAUAGACCACCUUGCAAAUCCCAAUGCUGCAUGAGGAAACCAAAUUGCAACAGACCUGGAUCAGCUUGUUAUGACCCUAGGUUCAUUGGAGGAGACGGCAUUGUGUUCUACUUCCAUGGAAAGAGCAAUGAAGAGUUCAGCCUCGUCUCUGACUCUGACCUUCAGAUCAAUGGUAGGUUCAUUGGUCACAGACCAGCUGGUCGCGAUAGAGACUUCACAUGGAUCCAAGCUCUCGGAUUCCUCUUCAACUCCCACAAAUUCUCUCUUGAAGCAGCAAAAUCACCCUCAUGGAACAACGAGGUCGAUCAUCUCAGGUACUCACCAAACAAGGACAUCAAGAUCGAGAGAGUGACUAUGAGAAACAGCGUGAUCGUGACGAUCAAAGAUAAAGCCGAGAUUAUGGUCAAUGUGGUUCCAGUGACAAAAGAAGACGACAGGAUCCAUAACUACAAAGUACCAUCAGAUGAUUGUUUUGCACAUCUCGAAGUUCAGUUCAAAUUCCUCAACCUUUCACCAAACAUAGAUGGAACCUUGGGACGUACCUACAAACCUGAUUUCCAGAAUCCAGCUAAACAUGGAGUUGCAAUGCCAGUGGUUGGUGGUGAAGACAGCUUCAAGACCUCAUCUCUCCUCUCCAAUGACUGUAAAACUUGCAUUUUCUCUGAAUCACAGGCAGAUAUUGAUACCGUUAAGUCAGAGAUUGAGUAUGCUACCUUGGAUUGUACCAGUGGAGCGUCUUCUGGAUACGGGAUCGUCUAUAGAAAGUAAAGAAAUCAUAUGAAAACAAAAUUUGCCUUAAAAAGAAUAAUGUCAGAGAGCAAUAGCUUUUGUUGGCGAUGUUACAAAGUAUAAUAACUAAGUGAAGAUGACAUAUGUUGUAUUACUACUAUGAAAUGCAUUUUUGUAUUGUAUCGUCCACCAUGUAUUAUAAUUUCAAUAUUUUUUUAACCUAAUCAUUGUUAAUGAAUGUAACCUAAUAAACACUGCGUAAUGAACCAAUCCAUAUCAACAAGUUCAUGAAGGGUUAAUAAGAAAUAAACCAUAAAUCAAUAAAUAUAGUUUGUUGUUUAAUGUACAUAAAAACAAAAGCGGGGAUAGCUCAGUUGGGAGAGCGUCAGACUGAAGAUCUGAAGGUCGCGUGUUCGAUCCACGCUCACCGCAAAUUUUUGAUUUUUUUUAUGACAUGAAUUUUUUUUUAGGUUCAUUUAAUAAAUGAACUAGAUAUUGACCCUCAUUAAAACGCAGGAUUAUUUUUAUAACAUGAUAUAAAUCCUAACAAAUCAAUCUAUCUGUAGCAUAUAAAGUUAUAAGCCAUUUAAAAAUUAAGAUUUCGAGCAUGCUAUGUUUAUAUUAUGUUUUUGACACAGAUUUACUAGGAAAAAAACAUUCCAAUAUUUAUAUAAGAAAAAGAUAAAAUUUACUAAUUAACAAAUAAAUAAGUAACUGAACUACAAGCAACACAUUCUAAAUCGAACUCAUUUUAAAAUUUAAUAAAAUUGUAAACACUUCUAUUUUUUAUUAAUCAUUAAAGAGAAAUAACAAAGAUAACCCCACGAUAUAAAUAUCGACCAUAUUUUGCUAUAAUUAAUUUAACCGAAUAAUCGUGGAACAUAAUUAAAUCAGCUAUAGUUAACGAUUUCCUAAAGUUGUUCAAUUUUUGUUAGCAAAACAGGUAAGUAGAAUCUAUAACAAAAUAUUGUAUGUAUAAGUAUAAAUUUGUUAUGUAUUUUAUAUAAUGUGUUAGUAUAAUCUGGUUCAAAUAACUUACCUAACGAAAAAGGUUAAAGUCUAACUAUAUGUUUUGAAUUAAUGAUUCUUAUCAUUUCAAGAUAUAGCAACAUAUCAAACAGACUAUAAUUAUAAACUGAGAUUUUUGCAGAAAAUAUGAUAGAUCCGGUUUAUUAAAGAAGUAAAUUGGAAAUAUAAUGGUGUCACACAAUUAAAACGCUUUCAUAUAAUAUAAAUUCAAUUUACACAAAACAUAUGAAUAUUUAUGUCAUAAUAAUUCAUAGAUUCAUAUAUAAAGCAGUAAACCGAAAUAAAAUGGAGUCUCUAUGAAAUAUGCAUAACACUAAUCGUUUGGUAUUAAAUGUUUUCUAUGUUAACCGACUUGGAACUUUGUUUAACCAUAAAUGAAAUAUGUAUUAUGUAUAUAGUUCGUGAAGGGAACAUGUCAAUAUAACCAGUACCGUCUGAAGAGUUUUAGGGGUCUAAAGCAAGUUUUAAAAAUAAACUUAUUUACAAUUGUAAUAAAAAUAAUUUUCUAAUAUAAUAUCACUUUCACCAUAUAUACAAGUCUUAACACUGUAAAGGAAUAAGUUUAUUACGUAAAUAUGCUAUAUUAUGUCAUAUAGGAAAAAAUACAUGAAUUCAGAAGGUAAGUUAGUCGACUUUCGUGGAAAUGUUUUCUUUUCUAAAUAAAUCUAAACCACUACACUAGAAACUAUUUUGAAUUUUAGAACCCUAAAAAACGUUAUAUUAAUCGGAGUUUGAGGCGAGUGUCUUUUUCAAUACACUGUAGGCACACUUCUGAAUAUAACCUAAUACAUAUGGUUAUAUGGUUAGACUGAGUUACAAACAUCUCGAUACAUAAUCUCUUUUAACCAUUAAUCCAACACGUAAUAACAUGAUAAGUUAUAUAUGAAAGGAUAAGUUAUGUUGGGCGAGCGUCUAUAUGAAAGGAUAAGUUAUGAAAGAGUCCAAAAAUUUACUGACAACAUUUACGAGUAUAUAAAAUAUGAUUCUAAAUUAAUAGAUUAGAUUUAAUGAUCGAGUUAAAUUUAAAUCAGGAGUUAUGUAAAUAAUCUUUAAUGAACAUAGCUAAUUCAUGAGCUUGGUCGUUUUUAUAUUUAUUAUACAUACAUAUGUGGAUAAGUUCUAUUUUUCUUAUCCAAAAAGAUAAUUUAUAUAUUAGUGAUAUUUAUUCUAAUUUAAAUAUGAACUGUACCCGAUUUUUGUUGUUUGGUUUUAUGACCAACGACAGUGGUAAUGUAUUACGGCAAUUCUCUCAAAUAGUAUUUUUCAAGUUUUUGUCACAAAAACUGGCCACAAGAGAUUUCAUUAAAUAGGCAAAAGACUUUUCUACUAUUUUCUUUAUCAAUAUAUAUAUAAGAAAAGAAUUUGAGUUAUAUGUUUUCAAAUUCGAACUUUUUAUAAAUUGUUUCCAAAAAAUUUAUAAUCAAAUUUUUAUUUUCAAAUUUUCUUUUUAAAAUUCAAAAAUGCUUUUUGAAACUAUUUUAAACCCCAUGUCUAAAACCCAGUCUUUAACUAUAAACCAUAAAUGUAAGAUUAAUUUACCUUAGGGGUAUAAAGGUAUAUUUAACUUUUAAAUAAAUUUAUUUUGAUCAUUUUUUGGGGGUUGUUUUGUUAAAAUAAACUAAAUAAGGCUAUCUUAGAAAAUUUAUCCAUGUAUUUUAUAUCUCAAAAUAUUUAUCUACAUUUUGUAUCUUAACAUGAAAUAUUCCUAAUUAUUUUCUUUUUUUUAUUUUAUGAUUUGAAUAGACGAAAAACUUGAACAUGAAUCAUCUGAAAAAUUUCAAGCAAAAUAUAUUUAUGGAUCAUCAUUAAUUUUUAAUUUAAUUGAUUUUAAGUGUGGGCUUUUUUGUAUUUAAUAUUAAUAUUUUGAAUUUUUUAAUAUUUAAAUUUCAAAUUAUAUAACUGAAUUAAUUAUUAUUUUUAUUAUAUUAGAUCACGAGUUAUCUUAUUUAAUUCAUGAUGUAGAUGAUUUGAGUUCAAAUUUAGAUAUUGAAACUUAUAUAAUUAAAUGAAUCGAGCUGAGCUAAGUUAUGAUAAAUUGAGUCAUUGAGCAAAUUAGCUCAUUUCUACACCCCUCUUUUACAUCAAACGUGCCACGCGUGUGUACCCAAUAGUCUGAACGACGUCAUCGCUAACUACAAUUGAACGAUUUAUGCAAUGCUCUUAAUAGAGAGAAUGAGGUUCAUAAAGAAUAAAGAUUAUA
Messenger RNA from Brassica rapa (field mustard), 9501 nucleotides. RefSeq lists its product as uncharacterized. The record is from RefSeq and is a predicted model, not a curated record. Lineage: Eukaryota; Viridiplantae; Streptophyta; Magnoliopsida; Brassicales; Brassicaceae.